AUGGACGACAUGGACUCUCUAGGAACCGCAGUGGGCGCGGCCGCUUUACGUCCUGCGGUCAAGCGAACCUACGGACGUCGCAGAGAGCCCGCACUCGACACGAGCAUACUCGACUCUACUGUCUCUACAGGUGCCUCAUCACGGGCUAGUUCCAAUGAUCCUCCCUCUCUCGAACCGAACCACGAAUAUCCGCCGACAUCUGAUGGGCCCGACGCGUCUGCCUCCUCCCCCGCUUCCUUCGACGACGCUGAGGCCAGCAACGAAGACAAUGACAGAGGCGACGCGCUCCCCUCGGGUUACGAGUUCGACUGGAAGAAGAAACUCAGGGAGAUGGACGAGGAUGAUGACGCGGUACAGGAAUCAGUGAAAGACGCGUCUAGUCAGCGCCCCAUCGACAGCAAACGCGCCGCGUCACCGCAGCCAUCUUCACCCGCUGUUGGCAUACCCUCGGCGGAGACGCGAGAAACUGAUGAUUUGUCCCAUGUCAAUUGCGACGAGAGCAGUAAGGUCGCUGACUCCCCAGUGGCGUCGCGUUCUCCAUCGCCGGUUGUCCGUCGGCGGCCACCCAGGAGGAAGUCGCUCGCGCCCAGAGCAGACUCUGACAGCGAGUCUAGUGAUGCUCUUGACAAGAGUCCUCUUCGCGCCGUGCUCAGUCGCUUGCCUUCUCCGGCCGUGCUGCCCACGUCCCUUACUGCCAAAGCCAAAGGAAAGCAGAAGGCUAUUGUAGAGACGGACUCCGACGAUGACGAGAGUCGUACGAGUAAGCGACGGCGAAACGCAGGGAAGGGGAGGCAAACACGCGUUAAGCCGCCUACGAAGAAGGAGCGAGAAGAGACCCAGAAAGCAACAGCGCGUAUGAUGGCUGAGCGGGAUGCGACUCUUCCCAGAGCACAAGGGCAGCAAUUCGAACUGUCGCAUUUUCUGGAGAAGCUCAGCAAACCCUCGAAGCUUCCUGUGAAAGUGAAUAAGCGCGUGGAGGUACCGGACACGGACCCCAUACAGCCAUUCUCUUCCUCUCCCUCAUCACAUGUACCGCAAGAGCGCCCUAAUAUUCCUCUGCGUGCUCGUUCGGUGUCGCUGAAGCCACUUGCUCGGGCAGCAUCACCGGUGCCUGGCACGUCGUUCAAACCUACUGGCCUUCUUGGUCUUGCUUCCACACGUGCCGGUGGAAGCGACGAUUCCAGCGAGGACGAGGAAAUGCCUGACAUCGAAUCCUUGCUCCAUGAAGAAGCCAAGAAGAGGGAAGAGCAGGAGAGGCUUCAGCGCGCGGCCGAGACCAAGAGGCGUUUCUUGAAGCAGCAGCAGAAUCGCGUUCCCACCGACGAUGAGGACGGUAGCGAUCUCGAAAUAGUCCAUGAAGACAUGCACGCUGACGCCGCGGCCCCGAGCUUCCAGAGGAAGAAGACGCAUGACGCUGCGGUAAAGGGGAUAUCAGUGGACGAGUUGAACCACAUGAUGCUGCGGCAGGCGCAAGAGCAAGCAGUCGCGGAGCGCCGACAGAAGGAAGAGCAGUGGCAGAGGGCAGGAGGUAAACUGAAGAACAGUCGAUCUGACACCGCGCCAGCUGGCUUUGAGCAUGCAGUGACCGCGCUCAUCCAGAAGCGUCUCACCGAAGUGCAGACCGAUGACGACUUCCACGAGGACGAGGACGAGGACAGGGACGGGGGUGAGGAUGAAGAUGAAGACGAUCCUGACUAUCAGCCCGCAGACGAGAAUCAAGAGCUCGGAAGUGGUGAUGAGGCCAACUCGGACACUGAGAGCCAGCCAGUCCUUGCAAGCCAAGUCGAGAUGACCCAGGAGUCUGAGAAUGACGACGAGAAUGUGGCCCCAGUGCCACGCGGGCGCAAAGGGCGGCCUCGUCGUCCAUUGGUCGCUAUCCAUUCCGAUGACGAGGAAGAGGGCCAGCCAGAGCCACUGGGCAGAGUGUUGGUCGCGGAUAGCUCGUUUGCACUACCUGGAUCGCAGCGUCUGCCGCAAGGUACACUGCGCCGUCGGACCUCCACAUCCUCGUUGGAGAACCAUACCGAAGACGGUACUGACAAAGAGAAUGACGCCAGUCUGAUGUACGACAGAGGCGAAGACAAAGAGAACACGGUAGUCUCAAGCCAAUCCGGGUUCAGCAGGGCAGGUAGCAUCUUCAGCCUGUCGCAGAAUCGGCCUUUCUCGCUAGACGACGGUCUUCCGAUGGAGAGCACGCCACAAGACGGACGUCGGGCUCCAUUCCAGGAACUGCCGACCGGCGACGACGACGAGAAUCCGUUCUCCUUCUCAAGCGACUUGCAGAGCCCCGCUCGUCGCCUGACGUUCUCUCCAGGUCCUCCUUUGCCGUCCCUACGAUCCGACGAGAAUGCGCCUGCCCAAGCUGCCCCUGCGAGUCCUCCAUCGGUCCGUCCUGUCGCGUUGAAAGGCGGCCUUGCAGAUCUGUUUGAGUCUCAAGCCUCAAACAAAGUACAAGCGCCCGCAGUGGUACCCAAAGCUGUGCAAGGCGGCGACCUGUCCGAUUUCUUCUCGCAGCAAACGGUACUUGACGAGGCUGUGCAGAUCAAGGGCGCGAAAGCGGCACAGGACCUUUCAUUGACGAUGGAUGUUGCUCUGCAGCCUGCCCUCGAUAUCAGCCAGACCCUCCGACGCAAGGCCGACGAGAUCUUCGACAAGGAGCAGGAGCUCAUCGCGGAAGGUGCUAACAAGGGUAUUAGCCCCGAGAAGAAGAGGAUUUUCCUGACCCAAACUCGUCCCAUGCGGACUCCUGUGCGAAGUCAGCUGUUCUCUCCGACGCAGGUAGCGAGGGUGUCCGGGAUGUCGAUUCAAGAUGUAUUCUCACCCCGCUCCGUGACGCGACAGCCGCUGGCGACGAUCGACGCGGUCAUGACCAACAAUGACGACGACGAUGAUUUCGACGCACAGCCGCGCAUGCGUCUGAAGCGGCGCAAGAUCUCGCCUGAGAAGGGUGUUCCGUCUGGUAGCCGCGCUGGCAGCGUCUCGCCGACGCCGCACAAGCCAAAGGACGUGUUUGCCAUCAUGAGGCAGGCGUCUAUGCAUCCGAUGAAGUUGCCUGCCCUGCUGGGUAAGAAGGCGAAGAGGUCCGAGUUCAUCGAGGGCGAGGCAGAGGAGUCGGAUGACGACGAUAUGAGAGGGUUUGGUCUCCGCAAGCGCAACGACGAAGAAGAAGAGGAUGACGAAGCGCAGGACCAGAACCUCCAAGAGUUGGUGGACGACCAGGAGAUGGACCAGGUUACGCUUGCUGAGGACGCUGUGCUGGAGAAACAUCGCGAGCAACUCGAACAGGACGAUCAGGAGAACGAGCGGCUUCACCAAAAUGCUGUCCAGGGUAAACUGAGGACGGCCCGUCGCAACCGCGGAGUCGGCUUCGAGGACGACGAUUCGGAUGAGGACGACGAUGACGCCGCGAGGGCGAGGCGGAGGAUGCAGCGCCAGAAGCGGAAGAUCGACGGUGACACACUCGACGUGCUAGCCCAAGAUCCGGGUACUGCGCCCUUCGCGCAAGCGUACCAAGAUGGCAUGACAGAGGAUGACGAUUUUGCGCACAUGGAACAGAACGACGAUACCUUGAUCGGUAUGGACGUCGAUACAGUCGAAGAGGGGCAGGAGGAGCAGGAGAAGGAAGUCGUUGGUAUGGCGCAGCUCAGGAAGGAACUGGUCGCUGCGUCGCGUGAGGACCAGCACACCGAAAGCCUCGAUCCUCAUGACGUCUCCUGGUUUGAGAGUGAUGGAUAUGAAGAGGAGGAGACUCAUCAUGUGAAAGAGUUCUCCGGGUCGUCGAAGAAUCUCCCUCUGCGCAAGGACGGGGACUGGGAUCCUAGUGUACAGUCAAAGUUCGGUGAAGUACCUGAGAACGAAAAGUCUCGUAUGUUGAAUUGGGCCAAGCACGAGACACGCGUAUACGGCACUGGACGCACUACUGCCUCGGUCUCCGUAACUGGAGGUGCGAGGAAGAGAGGAGGCGUCGCUUCGCGCGGCACGGGGCGCACGGCCGCCCACGGUCCGAAGCAGACGAACAAGGUGGCGAAGACACCGAGUGUCUUGUCUACUGUGUCGACUAGCAGACGCGCGAAGUUCCAAGGAUAG
Molecule: messenger RNA, 4086 nt
Organism: Fomitopsis serialis
Lineage: Eukaryota; Fungi; Basidiomycota; Agaricomycetes; Polyporales; Fomitopsidaceae
Product: MRC1-like domain-containing protein
Exons: 10
Coding region: 1-4086 (1361 amino acids)
Source: RefSeq, a predicted model, not a curated record